Messenger RNA from Phanerochaete carnosa HHB-10118-sp, 1730 nucleotides. RefSeq lists its product as uncharacterized. The record is from RefSeq and is a predicted model, not a curated record. The coding region runs from base 44 to 880 and encodes 278 amino acids. Gene Ontology annotation, molecular function: transmembrane monodehydroascorbate reductase activity. Lineage: Eukaryota; Fungi; Basidiomycota; Agaricomycetes; Polyporales; Phanerochaetaceae. The transcript has 10 exons.
GUCUACAUCUGACGGCGCGUAACCAGCAUGAGCGCAGCAAAGCAUGCUCUCACACCUACAGAAUAAGUGGCUACCGUUGGGCAAGGGUUUGCUCAGCUCUCUCCUUCACCUGAAGUCAUUCGACACUGCUCAAGCGCCAUCAGAGAACGAGGCCGAAACAGUAGCUCUGGCAGCUAACGACGAGCUCCAGCAAGUAGGAUCAGAAGAGAUGGGAUUUCAGGAGCAACUUUCGGCCACCGAGGGCAGGGAGGGAGAUGCGUUUGCACAAAUCGUAGCUAUGGUCUCUGUUGCUACACUUCUCGCAGUGACAUGGAUCAUCACCUUUGCUAGCGGAACCUCAUUCUACUGGUUUGGGUGGCAUCCACUCCUGCAGAGUCUAUCUAUCGCGUUCUUUGCAUAUGGAAUCUUAACCCUCCAACCUACGGCUUACCCUAAGACAAAGGCUUCCGGCCUCACCCGCCACCAGCUUGCCAUGAUAGUGGCCGGCUUUCCGGUAGCCUUCUUGGGUUAUGCUGCUAUCUUUGCUACCAAGGUCAUAAAUUCUCGCGCGCACUUCACAACGUGGCAUGGCACAUUCGGCUUAAUCACAUUCAUCUUCAUGGUAAUUCAGACUAUCCUCGGAGGUGGUAGCGUUUGGUUCAAUGGUCGGCUGUUCGGCGGUAAUCCGAGGGCCAAGCUGAUCUGGAAAUAUCAUAGAGCGGUCGGAUAUGCGGCAUUCUCCCUCUGCAUGAUCACACUGCAUCUCGGUGGCGCAUGGUCACAUUGGGCAACGGAGAACAGCUGGUGGAUUGUGCGUGUCCUGGUAUAUACAUUCGCGCCUGCAGCGAUAUUGGCUGCGGUCUUCUCGCGCAUGAGGCUGUCCAAGAUGAAGAUCUGGUGACAGGACCUCGGCUGCUCCUCCUAGAGAAUGGCCGCGAGAAUUCAAGGGCGCUGUUGCGGACAUGCGGCAGAAAAUUGAUACUUUGUACUCUGGAGAUUUUGCGGCGGCCUUUUUCACCCGCUUUUUCUUCUUACACUGUACCCGGAUCAUCUGCUGAAUCUGCUGGUGGCCUAGAGAAAGCCAGCUACAAUCAUAUGUCCAGCUCUUCGAACUUGCAAAGCGGUGGGAUGGCAACUCCUCUACAGCGGAUGGACCAAGGCGGUAUACAACCUCCUUCGCCGUUGCAAGAUGCCAGAGGGUCCCAGCACUCUUGGUGUUGUGCCGAAAUUCAUUCUCGUCUUCGUCUGGCUCUCGACGAGCUCUCAUCGAUGUGAUGUCCGUGAGCGACGUAAUAUCCGGUAGUUCAACGGUGAACGUGCUUGAGUGCCGAGUACCCUCGCCCACGCCAUUCUUCUUGAAGACAGCUUCGAGCUGUCCAUUAUGUCAAGCAUUAUUAUUCCGCAAGAUAAUCCACGAGCCUUUCCGGAGCGGAUUCGCUACGUGUUCAGUUUAUAAGUGAAUGAUCUAAGGUGGUCAGCGCAGAUACGAACAAUGGUCGUCAAUCUUAGGCACAAUAGUCGCAUUCAUCCAGGAGCUGAACCUGGAGGCCGAGUUAAUUGUAUUUGUUUUAGCAGCAACAUUGGUACUGUCCUUGUCUGGCGACGGCUGCAGGAGGAGACCUCCCAAAGGCGGUAGCUCUACAUUAUCACUUUGAUAUUAAACAUGCACAAAGUGACAUAUCUUAAUCUCCUAUGGCACUGACUUCGGCGCCGACCAGAGGCUCCCGGGGCGCUGCACUCGGACAUAGGUC